GCCCGCCGUUUCCCCGCCUGCGCUGGCCGCACGGUCCGGCGGGCUUCCUGGCGACGCGGGAGUGGUGCGACCACCUGCUCCUGCGGGCCGACGGCGCCUUCGAGCACGGCUCCUGCCCGAGCAGCCGCGGGUCCUGGAGCCUCUCGGAGGAGGGGGCCACCGCCGGCGGGGGCGCCGCCGGGCCGGCGCUCACCCUGCGGUGGGCUGCUGGUGACCUGGGGACUGGGGAGCUGAAGCUGGUAUCUUCCGGCGCUGACCUGGAAGCCUUCGAG
Messenger RNA from Prorocentrum cordatum, 272 nucleotides. The record is from the annotation of a GenBank genome assembly. Lineage: Eukaryota; Dinophyceae; Prorocentrales; Prorocentraceae.